Messenger RNA from Cajanus cajan (pigeon pea), 1099 nucleotides. The record is from RefSeq and is a predicted model, not a curated record. Lineage: Eukaryota; Viridiplantae; Streptophyta; Magnoliopsida; Fabales; Fabaceae.
AGCGGUUUCCAUCUUUCUGUUACCCCAUCACGCGCUUCCAUCUCUCACUAACUAUAUUACACCCCACUCCACCAAAGAAAAAAACCAAACUUUCCUUCUCUCUCUCUAUUAUUAUAAUAGUAUUUUUCAAACCUCUCACUUUACCAAAAUUCCAUGUCCCACCUAAACGGCUCAUACUACGGCCCCGCCAUACCGCCGCCGCGGAAGUCGUACCGCCGCGGCGGAGGCGGCGGCGGGGGCCUGAGCUGCUGCUGCGGGUGCAUCUUCGGCUGCUGCGGGUGCAUCUUCGACUGCAUCCUCGGCAUCAUCUGCAAGAUCCUCACGACAAUCAUCGUCAUCGUGGUAAUCGUGGGACUCCUCUUCUGGCUCAUCGUACGCCCCAACGUGCUGAAGUUCCACGUCACUGACGCCGCACUCAAUCAAUUCUCGUACGCCAACAACACCUUACGGUACGACCUCGCUCUCAACAUCUCGGUCCGCAACCCGAACCGCAGGGUCGGGAUCUACUACGACAGCGUGGAGGCGGUGGCGCUGUACCAGGAUGUCCGGUUCGCGUCCCGAACCUUGGAGCCGUUCUUUCAGCACAGCAAGAACACGACUUUGUUGAGCCCCGUUUUCAAGGGACAGCGCGUGGCGCCACUCUCGGCCGAACAGGGUUCGAAGCUGGAGGAGGAGAAGGGUUCGGGGGUUUACUCGAUCGACGCGAAGCUGUUCAUGACGGUUCGGUUCAAGUUCUGGUGGUUCAAGAUGGGGAGCGUCAAGCCCAAGAUUCGGUGUGACUUGCACGUGCCGCUCAAGUCCAGUAAUGGGACCCAUCACGACGCUGCGUUUCGGGACACGGAGUGCGGCUGGGAUUACAAACGCUGGUGGUGGUUCCAUUAGGUUCUACUUUUGAUUUCUUUUGCUUUUUAAGGGAUUCUUGAUUUUAUCUUGCGUUAUUCUUGAUUUUUUUUUUUUUUUUUAGGUUGUGUAUAUUUUUCUUUAUGGCAUUUCACAUUUGUUCCUUGAUUGGACCAUGACCAUGGUCCUAUUGGAUCGAUAUGUUAUGGAUUUAACUUUUACUAUAUAGUAUUAUUAUUAUACUUUUGAUUUGAUUGCA